Dermatophagoides farinae (American house dust mite) is the source of this 1562-nucleotide messenger RNA. Lineage: Eukaryota; Metazoa; Arthropoda; Arachnida; Sarcoptiformes; Pyroglyphidae. The record is from RefSeq and is a predicted model, not a curated record.
GGAAGAGAGAGAAAAAAAAAUUCAAAACAACCAGAUAUCCAAAUUUUUUUGUUGUUGUUGAUUGUCAUCAUUGUGCAAUGCAUUCAUCACAGAGUCGUAGUUCGUCUAGUACGAACAGUUCAGAUGCUGUAAUGAUGGUUGGACCAAAUUUCAAAGUUGGUAAAGAGAUUGGACGUGGAAAUUUUGGUGUACUUCGUUUAGGUAAAAAUCUUUACAAUAAUGAACAUGUAGCCAUUAAAUUGGAGCCAAUGAAAUCGAAAGCACCACAAUUACAUUUGGAAUUUCGUUUCUAUAAAAUUCUUGGCAAUGUUGAAGGCAUACCAAAAUUAUAUUAUUUUGGUUCAUGUGGAAAAUAUAAUGCAUUGGUCAUGGAAUUACUUGGUCCAAGCCUUGAAGACAUGUUUGAUCUCUGUGAUCGUAAAUUCUCAGUGAAAACCGUUAUACAAAUUGCAUUACAAAUUCUGACCAGGAUAGAAUAUGUUCAUUCAAAACAUCUAAUUUAUCGUGAUGUAAAACCGGAAAAUUUUCUACUUGGCAAGCCAAAUUCACGUAAAGCAAAUGUACUACAUAUAAUUGAUUUUGGUUUAGCCAAAGAAUAUAUUGAUCCUGAAACUGGAAAACAUAUACCAUAUAGAGAACAUAAAAGUUUGACUGGUACAGCACGUUAUAUGAGUAUUAAUACUCAUCUUGGUAAAGAACAAAGUAGACGCGAUGAUUUAGAAGCAAUUGGCCAUAUGUUUAUGUACUUCUUACGUGGUAGCCUUCCAUGGCAAGGUCUAAAAGCGGAUACAUUAAAAGAACGUUAUGCAAAAAUUGGUGAAACAAAACAAUCGACACCUAUUGAAAUACUUUGUGAAGGAUAUCCAGAAGAAUUUGCUACCUAUCUUCGUUAUGUUCGUCGUUUGGAUUUUUUUGAAACACCUGAUUAUGAAUAUUUACGCAAUCUAUUUAUCAAAUUAUUUGAACGUGAAGGUCAUAAAAAUGAUGGAAUAUAUGAUUGGACUGAAAAACAACAACAACAGAUGCAAAUGAUGGAACCAAGAAUCUCGGUCAGAGAUCGACAUCUUUCAUCUCAUAUGAAGCAAUCAAAUGUGAACAAAUCGGAUCGUAGUAAAAAUGCUUGGUCCGAACGGCAACCGGAAAAAUCCGGCAAUAAUGUUAAUCGUGAUCCUAAUGAUCGUGUCCGUAUACCGAUGAGCAAUACAAAUCCUGGUGGUGUAAAAUUAUUAGGCUCAUCUGGUCUUACAUCAACUGAACGCUUGGGCGGUUCCGUUCAAGUUGUUAGCUCAACAAAUGGUGAUCUCACAAAUGAUGAUCCUGUUACUGGUCAUUCAAAUACGCCAAUCACUGGCCCAAUUGAGCUUGAUGCCGUAUCAGAAACAAAAUGUUGUUGUUUUUGCAAAAAGAAAAAGGUCAAAUCGUUAAGAAAAUGAAUUUUGAAAUUUAAAAAAAAAAGAGAAACCAAUCUACAAUACCCAAUCAGAAUCGUGAAUGAAAAAAAAAUCAUCAUCAUCGACACUACAAAUUGAUAAUUCAUCACAAUCAUCAUCAAUGUUUAUUAC